Molecule: messenger RNA, 1932 nt
Organism: Limanda limanda (common dab)
Lineage: Eukaryota; Metazoa; Chordata; Actinopteri; Pleuronectiformes; Pleuronectidae
Gene: ccn5
Product: cellular communication network factor 5
Exons: 5
Coding region: 57-1127 (356 amino acids)
Biological process (GO): cell adhesion; signal transduction
Cellular component (GO): extracellular matrix; extracellular region
Molecular function (GO): heparin binding; integrin binding
Source: RefSeq, a predicted model, not a curated record
ACAGCUGCAGCGUCCUCACAGGGAAGAGAGACCGAGACAUCCCUCUCUCCAGCUCCAUGGACCGACCGCUGUGCCACUGGUGCCACUGGGUGACUGCUGUGGCCCUGCUGCUGUGUGCCGAGACCCAGGUGUUGUCCCAGCUGUGUGACCGGCCCUGCCUCUGCCCCAGUCCGGCCCCCCCGUGCCCGGCAGGAGGGUCUCUGGUGCUGGACGGCUGCCGCUGCUGCCAGGUGUGUGCCAGGCAGCGAGGCCAGUCCUGCACCGAGAUGAUUCCCUGCGACGUCCAGAGAGGCCUGAGGUGCGACUUCAGCCUCAGCUUCCCAGGAGACCCCGGGGAGUGUGUGGGUCUGGAGGAUCUGAGCUGUGAGGUGGACGGCGUCACGUACCAGGACGGCCAGUCGUUCAAGCCGUCCUGCGACUCGUACUGCCACUGCAGAGGAGGAGGUGUGACCUGUGUGCCGGCCUGUCCCUUGACCGGACGCCUGCCCACGCCGGACUGUCCCGAGCCACAACACGUCCACCUGCCGGGGAAAUGCUGCAAAGAGUGGGUGUGUGAGAACCUGGAGAACACGGUCAUCCAGGACGCCAUCACAGCCAUGAGACCCGCCCGGCUGUGGCCCUCUCUGCCCUGGAAUCACCCUCUGAACCAGCUGGUGCCGUCGGCCCCCAGCUGCGUGGAGCAGAGCACCGGGUGGAGCGCCUGCUCCCGCAGCUGUGGAGCCGGAGUCUCCACCCGGGUCUCCAACCAGAACCCGGCCUGCAAGCUGCAGAUGGAGACUCGGCUCUGCAAAGUGAGGCCCUGCAGCCGGGUAGCCCAGCAGGGGGCAGGCAAGCGUGUGUGGGGGGGACAGGGCCGGUGCGAGGCCAGCUACACGUCACCGGGCCCCAUCCGGCUCCUCCACCAGGGCUGUUACAGCACCCGCGCCCACCCCCUCCGCUACUGCGGACAGUGCACGGACUCCCGCUGCUGCACGCCGUACCACACCACCACCGCCGAGGUGACCUUCAGCUGCCCCACCGGCCGACUGCUGCAGCGAGCCGUGAUGAUGAUCCACUCGUGUGUCUGUCACAGCAGCUGCCCCUACGGCCCCUUCAGGAACCCUGCGCUGUGGGGGUCCCGGCCCUGAUCGGCCCCCCCCGGCACAGAGACACUCCACCGGCUGAUGGGAGGAGGAACUGUGUUCAUCAUCCCCAGGAUCCACAGGAGGCGUCAGCAGAGGACAGUGAAAGACAAUGACAAAAACCUUGUAGAGAAUCAAACGUCUAUAACCCACAAAGUAGAAGUUAAAGGUUAAAGUGGGUUUUUGAGAUAGUUUUGAAAGACGUGCACUGAUACAAAGCUCCUCAGAGGGAACUGCAACCUUUUAAUUAAAGAGGCCUGAUCAUGAACUCAAAGUUUAAAGUAAAAUGAGAUAAAAGUACAUUAGACUUUUUCUUAAAGUAGAAAAUUGACUCUGAUUCUCCUGAUGUUUCGCAACUGGAAACAUCAGGACUGAAGCAGUAAGUUUCAUAUAUUUGGGCCGAUUGAGUCUCAAAAAUUGUAUCGUGUUUUUUUCAACCCAGAAAAACCUAAACUAUGAAUCGUGGACAUUGAUCUCGAUGCUACUUUGGUCAUGAAGAUGUUUUUAAAGCUGUAUUUACUUUGCUAUAAGGCAACGUUGUCUCAAGUUACAAAUUAAAAUGAAUUAAAAAUUAGUAUUUGUUUGAUAGAAAUCCUGCAGAAUGACUCCAGCCUCUGUGUUGACAGAUCUUGUUUUCUGACUCGACCAAUGUAACUGUGUGUGUGUGUGUGUUUGUGUGUGUGUGUGUGUGUGUGUGCGCUGUCAGAUGAUAUUGCACUUUCUUUAUUUUACUGUUUUGCUGUAAAUAUUUCUGCACUUUUUAUGUAUAGUUAAUAAUGUCAAUAUUUUACAAAGUUCCUACAUUUGUCUU